UCUCAUUUACCUUUAUACAGCAGAGCUGUAUCCAACAGUCAUAAGGCCUAUGGAGACAGCACGGAUUGCAGUUGUGGGUGCAGGUGUGAUGGGGCUGUCUACUGCUGUGUGCAUUUCUAGAAUGGUCCCACAAUGCUCCAUUACAGUCAUUUCAGACAAGUUUACUCCUGAUACUACGAGUGAUGUGGCAGCUGGAAUGCUUAUUCCUCAUGCUUAUCCAGACACACCCAUUCCCAAGCAGAAACAGUGGUUUAGAGAGACUUUUGAUUACCUGUUUGCAAUCGCCGCUUCUGCAGAAGCCAGAGAUGCUGGUGUGUGUCUGGUGUCUGGUUGGCAGAUAUUUAAAACUGCUCCUGCUGAGGAAGUGCCGUUCUGGGCUGAUGUGGUUCUGGGAUUUCGAAAAAUGACCGAGGCCGAGCUGAAGAGAUUCCCCCAACAUGUGUUUGGCCAGGCGUUCACUACCCUGAAGUGUGAAGGUGCUGCCUACCUCCCGUGGCUGCAGAAAAGGUUAAAAGGAAAUGGGGCACUGAUACUCACGCGACGAAUAGAAGACCUAUGGGAGCUUCACCCAUCCUUUGACAUCGUGGUCAACUGUUCAGGACUUGGAAGCAGAAAGCUGGCAGGAGACAUGACACUUCUCCCUGUGAGGGGCCAAGUGCUCACAGUCCAGGCUCCUUGGGUGAAGCAUUUUAUCCGAGAUGGGGAUGGGUUGAUAUACAUUUACCCUGGUGCAUCCAGUGUAACCCUGGGAGGAACUAGGCAAAAAGGAGACUGGAAUCUGUCGCCAGAUGCAGAGGUUAGCAGAGAUAUUCUUUCCCGGUGCCGUGCUCUCGAGCCUUCCCUCCAUGGAGCCUGCAACAUAAGUGAGAAGGUGGGCUUGAGACCCUGUAGGCCAGGCGUGCGGCUGCAGAAAGAGCUGCUAGUCCGGGAUGGCCAGAGGCUGCUCGUGGUCCACCACUAUGGUCACGGCAGCGGGGGCAUCUCUGUGCACUGGGGCUCAGCUCUGGAGGCUGCCAGGCUGGUGAAGGAGUGUGUCCAUGCCCUCAGGGCCACUCUUCCCAGGUCACAGCUGUAGGCGACAUAAAAUGAGGGCAAAUGGCUCUGGAGACUGUUGACUGAGACAAGUCAGGCACCAAGUCAGAACAGAUUCAAAUAGCUUUUCAUUGCAUGAAAGUUUUGUUAAACAUGUCCUUGUCUUCAAUUUUAGAAGAGAGGCAUUAUAUCUUAGUAGAUGGAGUGCGAAACUAAUCUAAUCUAGUGCUAACCCAGUAGUAGGCCGAAGUCUGUGCUAGUGUGAGGGGACAUACACUCUGUUUUUACUGAAAAUGUUUCUGAUGAAGUAAGGUUUCUUUUAGGUUUGGUAUCCAAAGGUCUGUGCUGAUUUAUACAGAUGCUGAAAACGAUAGGGAUUUUGACACUUUUUUGGCUUCUAAAUCCACACAUAAAGACAAUGUAUGGAAAACACUUGCUGUCACUUGCAGAGCUGUCCUUGAUGCCUGUAGCUUAUAGUAAAGUGAGCAUUAUAGUCUCUAAAUAAAAUGAUACAGUGAUCAUACAAUACAAGCUUAUCACAUUUUUAAAAAGAUUAUUUAUGCAUACAGAGCUGGGGUACAG
Molecule: messenger RNA, 1614 nt
Organism: Condylura cristata (star-nosed mole)
Lineage: Eukaryota; Metazoa; Chordata; Mammalia; Eulipotyphla; Talpidae
Gene: DDO
Product: D-aspartate oxidase
Exons: 5
Coding region: 50-1075 (341 amino acids)
Molecular function (GO): FAD binding; D-amino-acid oxidase activity
Source: RefSeq, a predicted model, not a curated record